GAGAGAGAGAGAGCGUGAUCGACGGGCGACCUGACAGUCUACAAUCGUCUCAACGUCAUCGCGUGAUUCUUUGUAUUUUAAAGCCAAUUAUCUCACGCACUGCGGUCGCGCGCGCGCGACGAUGAUCUUGCAUUCGCGUACGUUCGCCGAUCGAUGUCACGCGUGUCCGCCAACAUCGGCCGAAAAUGUAAUACGGGCGUAAGAUCGCCGGCGGGCCCGACGACGGUGUUGCUGCGCGUCAGAACUAACCUAGACGUGUGCGGUGCGAGGCGACGCGACGCGACGGUGUGCGUUCGCGGACAAGACAUAGAUCGCGUCAUGAAUCGCACCGCUCGUACUUGCCGUUUCGCAGCAACGUGGUAGUGCAGCGUGUUCGUCGACCGCGCGACCUCCGGAUUCGUUUAUAGGUUAUCCUGACCAAACGGUCGCCCAACCGAUUAAUCCCUGCAACGACGGGACCGCGCGCUCGUCGCGCAGUUGACGCAUUUUUCUCGCCCGCCUUUUGGUUACGUUUUUUUUUACGCGCGACGUGUUCUGAAGUAAUCCUCGUCGUGAGGCCGCCUACGUGGGGGUUCAUUACCGACCGCAUAUCAAUCCGUUAAUCUUCGUCAUGUGCCCUGCGAGGAUCAAGUCGUUCCUGUCGACAGCUACUGCGCACCCUGAUUUCAGACAGACUUUGGAUUGUGCAAGUACUCUUUUAAGAAUUCUCACAAGUAUUCCUACAAGUACUUCUCCUGCAAAUAUCCCUCAAUACAAGAGAGCAACAGUGACUGCGUUUUGGAGGGACUUUUAAGCCACAUAAAUAGCAUUAUGUGCUUGUGACUACGUAUAGAUCUAUUCACAUUCGAGAAAUAAUGCUUAGAACCGCCGCAUACCUUUGUAUAACCUGACUGUAUCAAAGAUGCAAGCCAAGAAACGCUAUUUGUUGUUGUUUGUAACCUGCGCGUUUCUUGGUUACUGUUAUUUCGGCGGUUACCGUUUGAAAAGCGAAAAAUGGACAGGCAGAUCUCAGUUGCCUUACGAGCGAUUGCCUUCAUAUUUAAGUCUAAACGAAGAGUUCUACGACAAAGAUUUAAGGACAUCCAACGGCAACCUGGCUAUGUCCCAGCGCACGAGGCAUUGCCGUAUGGAGACCUGCUUCGAUUUCACGCGAUGCAAGCAGGGUUUCACCGUGUACGUGUAUCCAGUUGAGGAUGUGAUAAGUCCAUUAUACCAAAAAAUAUUAAACGUUAUCACCGAGUCGCGGUAUUACACGUCGGACCCAGCCCGGGCAUGUAUAUUCGUCUUAGCCCUGGACACGUUAGAUAGGGACCCCUUGUCCACUGAAUUUGUACACAACCUGCCCUCCAAACUACUGCACCUGCCGUACUGGAAUAACGGCAGGAAUCAUCUAAUAUUCAAUCUAUACUCUGGCACGUGGCCCGACUACGCGGAGGAAUCGUUGGUCUUCGACGUAGGCUACGCGAUACUUGCCAAGGCCAGUAUGUCUAUCUUCAGAUAUCGCCCGGAUUUCGACGUGUCGAUACCGUUGUUCGGCAAGCAACACCCGGAACGCGGCGGCGAGCCCGGACAGGCGUUGGAGAACAAUUUCCCUAGCAACAAAAAGUACGUGGCAGCUUUCAAAGGGAAACGAUACGUGCACGGGAUCGGAUCCGAGACGAGGAACGCUCUCUAUCACCUGCACAACGGCAAAGACUUGGUGUUUGUCACCACCUGCCGCCACGGCAAGGCGUGGCGGGAAUUGCAGGACGAACACUGUCAGCAAGAUAAUCAGGAGUACGAUACGUAUGACUAUGAGAUUCUAUUAAUGAACGCUACGUUUUGUUUGGUCCCACGAGGACGACGAUUGGGCAGCUUUCGGUUCCUAGAAGCCUUACGAGCGGGAUGUAUUCCAGUUAUCUUAAGUAACGGUUGGGCUCUUCCCUUCCACGAACGUAUCGAUUGGACUCAGGCUGUUAUAUUUUCCGACGAAAGACUGUUACUUCAAAUUCCAGAUAUAGUGCGGUCCGUGUCCAAUGUACAAAUUCUUAAAUUGCGGCAGCAAACGCAGUUUCUGUGGGAGAGAUAUUUUUCGUCCAUCGAGAAAAUCGUAUUCACCGUAUUCGAGAAUAUUCGCGAACGCUUGCCGUGGGAAGGUGCGCGGGAAAGGGUCGUUUGGAAUACCAGUCCUGGUGGUCUGGCGAUCCUGCCGCAAUUUGCCGACAGUCAGCAGGAGCUCCCGUUCUCGAACAGUAACCCUGGUAACACCUUCACUGCCAUCAUUUACUCACAAUUGGGUUCCACCGCCGUUCUUUAUCGUCUGAUUAAGAGUCUCUCGAAGAGCAAAUAUUUAGAUAAGAUAAUACUUAUGUGGAACUCGGACGUUCCGGUGCCAAGGAGGCCGCGUUGGCAAGGGAUCAAAGCGUUGAUCCAUGUGGUCGCGGUUGACGGUAUAUCGCAGCGUUUCUACCCUCAUCCUUUAAUCAAAACUAGUGCCAUAUUGUCUCUCGAUGAAGACGCCACUCUGAACAGCGACGAGGUGGAUUUCGCCUUCACGGUCUGGCGCUCUUUUCCCGAUCGAAUAGUUGGAUAUCCAGCGAGAUCUCAUUAUUGGGAUGACUCAAAACGUUCCUGGGGUUACACGAGCAAGUGGACGAACGAUUAUAGUAUCAUUCUCACCGGUGCCGCGUUUUAUCACCGUUACUACAAUACUCUUUACACCGAAUUAUUGAGUUCGACUCUCCACAAGACCGUCGAGCAGUCGCAGAAUUGCGAGGACAUUCUCAUGAACUUCCUGGUGAGUCACGUCACCCGGAGGCCGCCUAUCAAAGUGACACAGCGGAAGCUGUAUAAAGACACCGCGGUGGCUGGCAUCAGGUCACCGUGGAACGAUCCAGAUCACUUCAUACAACGACAAACGUGUAUGAAUACGUUCGUCGCGGUGUUCGGAUACAUGCCGCUGUUGCGAUCCAACAUGCGGCUGGACCCCGUACUGUUCAAAGACUCUGUCAGCAAUCUGCGCAAAAAGUAUAGGCAAAUUGAACUAGUUAGCAACUAGAAUUUUACACACUCACACCCACACACGUACACACGACGCUCGGUUACGCGCACGAAUAUUUAAUUUCUCGUGCGCGUGUGUCCGAUGCCAUCGCGCGAUGGAUGCUGGGUCUGUUUCCUUUCAGCUGUGCGCUAUGCUACGUACUGUGUCCGCAUAUUUUUUUGUUGUACACAGUUUCAGCAGCCGGAGGGGAUUAGGAAAGAGCGAAGAGGAAAAAUUUGCGAGGGAGUAUAGUGAGUAUACAUAGCGAAAAAAAAAAAAAGAAAAGAAACAAGAAAAAGAAAAGGGCAGACCUACUGUGUCAUCGUCUAAAAGUGCAAACGCGCGAGAGCGCGCAUGUCUAGUACGCAGCUACAUUUGCGCGUUUGUUGUGAGCUACUCUACCGCCAUACUAGGUUUAUCCUCGUUGUCUCAUCGGGCAAUCAAAUCAAAGUCCGUUUAUUCGGCAAGGACCUCAUGGUGAUAAGUCUGCGAUUUAUUUGCGAGUAAUUUUGUACAAAUUGUAGAGAAUAGCGACGAUAUACGCCGUUUCUAUUCGACGAUCGGACCUCUCGCUUAGCCGAGAGGUCACUCGCGAUUCAAUCGAUGUACAUAUACACAGAUCGUUUCAUAGUUAAUAAAAAAGAAAUUAUUUAACAAAAACACUUGGACUUUUCAGACCGGCCAUUAAGAUCACAAUUCGAGCAAUUCGAUGACAAAGCAAAGAAAAAAGAAGAAAAAAAAAGGAAAGAAAGAGUUUCGCGAAUUUUUGCGCGAAGAUUGCGCGCGUGAUUUCUCUCGCGCUCUCGCACACUGAUGGAUGCUAAUGUAUUUAAGAUAAUGAAAGAAAAGAAAAAAAAAUGCAAAGAGAUAUCGUUUACUCAGAGAAGAGAGAAAGAGAAAACGUCGUGAGAUGUCGUUAAGAGGGUAUCAGAAUAUAGACUUCGCCGAGUGUUCUCGGUAAUCAUUACGGAAAGAAGCCGAUAUUCCAUAUAUCGAAGAGAGACGUGUGAGCGAGAUUCGUUUGUAUUUAAAACAAUUGUAAAGACGUUGAGCUUUAACGCGAUCGUUAAUGUCGAUCUUUCUCCAGCUAUCGAAUCAUUUUAAUAACGCAUAAAUUAUUCGCGUUGUUGACCUUUCGUUUGAUCAGCGAGAAAGAAAGGUGGAGAGAAAAGCAGGAGAGUUCUUAUAUUUGAACUCAUAACCGUGUACCGAUCUUGUGUCCGACGGUAUGAGGAUUCAAUAAAGAGAGUCAAUUUGUUCAACUAUGCAUACAUAUCGCCGCAUACGUUGCAUUUACUUCGCGAUCGCUCGUUAUGUGUGUCGCACUGAUUCACAAGUGCGUCUUUCUCGGAUUUAUGCCGUACAAGCAUCUUUUCAUUCGAAUACUGCCGAGUUCUCAGGAACGUUUCAAAAAACAAACAAAAAAAAA
Molecule: messenger RNA, 4448 nt
Organism: Harpegnathos saltator (Jerdon's jumping ant)
Lineage: Eukaryota; Metazoa; Arthropoda; Insecta; Hymenoptera; Formicidae
Gene: ttv
Product: exostosin glycosyltransferase 1 ttv
Exons: 10
Coding region: 902-3037 (711 amino acids)
Cellular component (GO): membrane
Molecular function (GO): glycosyltransferase activity
Source: RefSeq, a predicted model, not a curated record